GGUAAAUAUAGGUAAAAAAGAAACUGUGCUUGAAUCUCGUAACAUGAUAUUUUAAUUUUACAUGCUUGUCAGGAGCAACAUGUUGAUCAAGAUCAAGCGGAAUUCAGAGAACCUACAAAAUCACAUCUGGAUUGCAAUAUAACGUAUGGGUCAUCAUGUUACAUAUUCAAUUGUUAUGACGGAUUGCGAGCUUGGAAAUACCACAAUGAUACGUGUGUCAGUAGUGGAGGUCAUCUUGUAAGUUUCCAAUCGGAAGAAGAGUUUAAAGUUGUAGAAAAGAGAUUCAAAUUCCAAUUGUUAAAUAGCAUUUGUGAAAUCUACUACAUCGGAUUAAAGCGCGAUUAUGGUCGACCGAGAUGGGCGCAAACAAGCUGGACUUGGACAUCGGGUGAGACAGAAGGAGACCCGAUUAUGGAUUGGCUUAAGUGGGGACAGAAUCAUCCAUUGUGGCAUCGUAACUACCCGUCAGGUGUUUACUUAAACUUAACAUUUGAUAAAAGAACAAUAUUUGACGAGUAUAUGUUAAGGCAGUUGAAAAAUACUGGACACAUUUGCGAGAUUGCUGCCCCUACCAAAUCUACUGAUGGUACAAGUAGGCCUAUGCCAAAUCAAGUUAACUUCACUAGAGACGAUAUACCUGAAGUAACCAAUAUUCCUCUAUCAUUAGGACAGGAAAGUGUCAUAUUCUCGACUUCAACUGAUACCACAUUAAAAGAAGGCGGACCAUUCGAACUUGUUGCAAGUCUAACUUUUCUUCCAGAAAACACACAACUAGAAAAUGGCAAUGGGGAGUUGUUACCAAGUGCGUCUGAUAUCGUAAAUAUCCAUAUUUACGAUAAAAAUUGUUCGAAAAUAAGUAUCAAUUCUGUGAUCAUCUUUCCUUCUCUUAAGAAUGCGAAAACAGGAAACAAUGUUAAUCAAUUUCCAGAAUGUCACUACACGCAGAUUACGGAUAUAACAGGUGUUUGGCUAACAGAAGGAUGCAAUACUGUCUAUGACGACGAAGACCACGUGAGCAAAGUGAAGUGUAUUUGCACUCACCUGACGUCAUUUGUCAUAUUGAUGAAACCGAAACCUAUAAAUGAAAACAAGUUCUUGUCCAUGGUUACGAAGAUUGGCGUAACAAUAUCGAGUGGUUUUCUCCUCCUGACCCUAGUUAUCAUCUGCAGUUUCAAAAAUUUAAGAAACUCAGAUCGCUACAGAAUCUUGCGCCAAUUGAUCAUCGCUCUACUCUGUGUCAAUUUGUUUUUUUCGUCCCUGGAGUUUGAUUUUAACCAUACACCGAUCACCUGCAGUUUUCUUGCUGGAUGCCUGCACUACAGCCUCUUGGCAGCUUUAUCGUGGAUGUUGAUUAUGUCAACGGAUCUUUACAUGAAGAUCAAACAUCCGUUUGCUGAUCAUGAAAUGCGCUUGGUAUACAGUCGUUACAUUGCCUGGAUUGGACCCGUCAUUAUCGUCGGAACGACAGCUGGUAUAACAAGGAAUAACUACGCAUCGGAUAAGUGCUGGUUGGAUACAAGCUCUCUUGCUAUCUGGGCUUUCAUAGUUCCUGUGUGCGUCAUGAUGAUGACUGUCCUCGUACAGUUGGUGAUUAUUGGCUACGUAGCUUACACAAAAUCCCAACUACCGAACCAAACUGAAGAUGAAAUGCGAAAACUUAAACGAAUCAGAACUAUUUUUGGUGGUAUAAUAAUCCUAACACCAGCUGUUGGACUUGCGUGGAUUUUUGGUGUCAUCAUCGUCUUUUGUGACUGGAAGAUAAUGGAAUACAUCUUUGUUAUCUUGAAUUCCAUGCAAGGAUUCUUAAUAUGGAUCUCGCAGUGUGUCUUCAGCAAAGAGGUACGAGAGGAAAUUAAGAAGAAGUUCAGCAAUCAUGUAAGUGACAUUCAGUAGAGCCUACACCAAGCGUAUUAAAGUUGAAGACAGAUAAAGAUUGGAGACUUUCGUGGACAUUUCAAUACGUUGGUUAAUUUCUGUAUAUGCACAUCCCCAUCAUUAACCAACCAAUACAAUGUUUCUCCAUGUUAAACCAAUUGUUUUUACUUUAAAAAAUGUAUAUACAUUAUCAACAAUAUACAGAGCAGCUUAGCUCAGUCGGCUAAACUGGUGGUAGCCACUAUGUGUGCAGUACAUUCCUCGGAAAAGUGAAGGGGAUUGUCUCCCGGUGUACUGCCCAAUUUACCACCAAAAAGACCCCUCUGAAAACAAGUCUUCGGACUUAAGGGGAGGAGCACCACCCGUUUUGCCAAUACAUACGUAUGUUAUUUAUUGGAAUAUGCACAAACUUGAUCUAUUUGUGUGCUCCCCUCCCCACUUUUGAAAAGUUCUGGAUCCGCCCCUGCUUAUGGGUUUUGAUUUACCUCAAAAUACCUAAAUACAUAUAAGCAUGACAAUGAUCUAUAAAUACAUUUUAAUGUUACAUCAGUCACAUUUAACUUUUAAUUUGUACAACAAAUACGGUAAUGUUAACCUUCUUGUAAUUUAAUGAUGCUCAUUAUUUUUUUUUAUGUAGUCUAAUUGUUUUCAGUAUUCUUUUAGGUAGUCACAUUGUAUAUUGUACUGUAUAUUAUCUUUGCAUGACCAUAUUGUAAAACAACGUAACCAUCUGUAUAUGUUAUCCUGCCUAAAUAUGUUUAUUAAAUAAAAUAAUAAAAUAAUUUUAUGUGUUAAAAUUGGCAAGUAAUUAAUCUUAUCCUGCCCUAAUAUGUUUAAUAAAGAAAAUUUAGGAAUCUGGUUUUCUCCUGAUGUACUGGUAUUUCCCAAUUCACCACCAGAAUAUUUAUCAUUGGGGAAAUUUUGUGGUGUAUACUGGUGUUAAGUUUUCAGAUGUCCUUAGGGCCUAUAUUGUUGUUCAAGUAAUUUUUUAGAUAUCAUUACCGUUGUACGUAAAGCCAUUAUGUAAGCAUUAAUUUUUCUGAAUGGCUCAAUGUGUUACUAAGGAUAUAGGCCUAUAAAUUUCAAGGGCUUUUCUAAAAUCGGUGAGGAUUUAUAUGGUGUACACAUUUUUACUUGUCAAAUGGCGUAUAUGCCAUUAAAUUCUGUAAACAUUUGUACAGUAAUGUAUUAUUAGGAUUCAAUACUGAUACAUUAUUUAACGAUUGGAAUCCUAUAAGUGACACUAUGGAGCCAAUAUUUUCAAUCCAUCAAAAUUAAGGGUAAUGCAACAAACAAGUUGUUAAAUCAAAGAAUUUCUCUAUUAUUUCUUUUAUUAUCAAAUCAGAAACCCUAAAAACAUGAGGUGACCUACCGGUAAUUAGCCACACCCCUAAUAGUAGAGGGUAUAUAGAAAAAUAGCCAAUAUCACGGAAAAGAGAGAAUAUAAAGAGAAAAGCAGAACAUCUCAGAAGUAGUAACUUAUAUUUUUUAAUGAAAAUAUUUUUGCAAAUGACAUGAGUAAAUGGAAGUUCUUUUUGUCAAAUUUUCAGAAAUGCAUUUGAAAAUUUCCAUAUUCUGUCAAACAAAUGUGAAUACAGUAAAUCUAAGAGGUAGUUAUUUCUGGUAACACAGAAAAACAAUUUCUCAAUUAAACGUAUAUGCAUCCUGUGGCAAACCGCCAAGAAGGUUUUGUAUCUCGCUAGCUGUUAAGCUCUCCGAGUUUUUGCACAUUAAAUCUUUUUCUUGUUGAAAGUUA
This is a messenger RNA of Anneissia japonica, 3631 nucleotides long. RefSeq names its product adhesion G protein-coupled receptor L4-like. Gene Ontology annotation, molecular function: G protein-coupled receptor activity. Gene Ontology annotation, biological process: cell surface receptor signaling pathway; adenylate cyclase-activating G protein-coupled receptor signaling pathway. Gene Ontology annotation, cellular component: membrane. The transcript is spliced from 15 exons. The coding region runs from base 412 to 1893 and encodes 493 amino acids. NCBI's taxonomy places the organism in Eukaryota, Metazoa, Echinodermata, Crinoidea, Comatulida, Comatulidae. The record is from RefSeq and is a predicted model, not a curated record.